Messenger RNA from Contarinia nasturtii (swede midge), 4651 nucleotides. It is a transcript of the gene alpha-Cat, whose product is annotated as catenin alpha. Gene Ontology annotation, molecular function: structural molecule activity; actin filament binding; beta-catenin binding. Gene Ontology annotation, cellular component: adherens junction; actin cytoskeleton; catenin complex. NCBI's taxonomy places the organism in Eukaryota, Metazoa, Arthropoda, Insecta, Diptera, Cecidomyiidae. The transcript has 12 exons. Gene Ontology annotation, biological process: cell migration; cell-cell adhesion. The coding region runs from base 162 to 2903 and encodes 913 amino acids. The record is from RefSeq and is a predicted model, not a curated record.
UGUGUGUUAGUUUUUUUUUCUCGUCUCGUUUUUACAUGUCAAACGGCGUUCGCGUUAGUCAUCGCCAAACAAUUUGUGUGUGUAUAUUGCAUUUGUACAAAACUCUGUGAAUUUUGAAGUGAAAUUUAUAAACAAAAAGAAAAGUUCAAUUGACAAAUAUAAUGGGCUCGAUUGGUGAUUUUGGAACGCUAUCGUUGAAAUGGGAUCCAAAAAAUUUGGAAAUUCGUACAAUGUCGGUGGAAAAAACACUUGAGCCACUUGUAUUGCAAGUUACAACGCUGGUCAAUACAAAAGGCCCCAGCAAAAAGAAGAAAGGAAAAUCAAAGCGUGCAAGUGUAUUAGUGUUGGCUGUGGAAAAAGCGACUGAAAAUUUUAUUGAACGCGGCGAACAAAUUGCAAAUGAAAAUCCGGAUAUUAAACAAGAGAUGCUUACGGCCGUUGAUGAGGUGCGUAAAACCGGUGAUAUCAUGCGAACAGCUGCACGUGAAUUUUCCGAAGAUCCAUGCAGUUCAUUGAGACGUGGUAAUAUGGUACGCGCUGCCCGUAAUCUUUUAUCAGCUGUAACACGUUUACUUGUUUUGGCCGAUAUGGUCGAUGUGCAUCUUCUGUUGAAAUCAUUGCAUGUCGUUCAAGAUGAUUUGAACAAAUUACGAAAUGCAUCCAGCCAAGAUGAGCUAUUAAAUAACAUGCGACAAUUUGGACGAAAUGCCAACGAAUUGAUAAAGCAGGCGGCAAAACGACAACAAGAAUUGAAAGAUCCACAAUUACGUGAUGAUUUGGCUGCGGCACGUGCUGUUCUAAAAAAACAUUCAACAAUGUUGUUAACAGCAUCCAAGGUAUAUGUUCGUCAUCCGGAAUUGGAUUUGGCCAAAAUUAAUCGUGAUCAAGUAUUGAGACAAGUGUGCGAGGCUGUCAAUACAAUAAGUGAUGUUGCACAGGGCAAAUCAAGCCAACCGAUCGAUAUGUACAGCGGUGCCGGUGAGCUCGCUGCUGCUUUGGACGAUUUUGAUGAGGGAAUCAAUAUGGACCCAUUGGCAUACAAUGAAGUUCGUUCUCGUCCAUCGCUUGAAGAACGUUUGGAAAGCAUUAUAAGUGCCGCUGCAUUGAUGGCUGACGCGGAUUGCACACGAGAUGAACGCCGUGAACGAAUUGUUGCCGAAUGUAAUGCAGUGCGUCAAGCAUUGCAAGAUCUUCUAUCGGCAUACAUGUCGAAUAUGGGUCAAAAGGAAAAGAGUUCAACAUUGGACAUGGCAAUAAAUCAGAUGUGUCAGAAGACUCGCGAUUUGCGUCGUCAAUUGCGCAAAGCUGUAGUUGAUCAUGUUUCCGAUUCAUUUUUGGAAACGACAACACCACUAUUCGAUCUAAUUGAGGCGGCUAAAGAUGGAAAAAUUGAGAAGGUUGAAGAGCGUGCUGUUGCAUUUACAAAGCAUGCGGAAAAAUUGAUUGAAGUUGCCAAUUUGGUUUGCAGCAUGUCAAAUAACGAAGAUGGCGUUAAAAUGGUACGAUAUGCAGCCGCACAAAUUGAAAAUCUUUGCCCGCAAGUAAUAAAUGCUGCUAUGAUAUUGGCAACACGGCAUACAUCAAAAGUUACACAAGAGAAUAUGGAAGCUUAUCGACAAGCAUGGGAAAAUCAAGUGCGUAUAUUAACGGAAGCCGUUGAUGACAUUACAACAAUUGAUGAUUUCUUGGCCGUGUCGGAGAAUCACAUUUUGGAAGAUGCCAAAAAAUGCAUGUUUGCAUUGCAAGAAGGUGAUGCACAAGAAUUGCGCAACACGGCCGGAGCCAUUCAAGGGCGAUCACAACGCGUUUGUAACGUUGUUGAAGCUGAAAUGGACAAUUAUGAACCAUGCAUUUACACAAAACGUGUUCUUGAAGCAGUUAAAGUUUUACGUGAACAAGUUAUGUCGAAAUUCGCUCAGCGCGUUGACAUUGCAGUGGAUGCUUUGUCAUCGAACCCACCGAAAGAUGUUGACGACAAUGAUUUCAUCGAUGCAUCGCGUUUAGUUUACGAUGGUGUUCGUGAAAUUCGACGAGCUGUGCUUAUGAAUCGGAAUUCCGAAGACUUGGACACCGACACUGAAUUCGAACCGGUUGAAGAUCAAACCAUGGAAACACGUAGCCGAUCAAGCGUUCACACCGGUGAAGGAACUGUUGAUGAAUAUCCAGAUAUUAGUGGCAUUACCACAGCUCGGGAAGCUAUGCGUAAAAUGACAGAAGAAGAUAAACAGAAAAUUGCUCAACAGGUUGAAUUAUUCCGAAAGGAAAAGAUGACAUUCGAUUCAGAGGUUGCUAAAUGGGACGAUAACGGCAAUGACAUUAUCUUCUUGGCCAAGCACAUGUGCAUGAUAAUGAUGGAAAUGACAGAUUUUACUCGUGGUCGAGGUCCAUUAAAAACUACAAUGGAUGUCAUUAAUGCAGCCAAGAAGAUUUCUGAAGCCGGUAAUAAAUUGGAUAAACUAACACGUGAAAUUGCCGACCAAUGCCCUGAGAGCAGUACAAAGAAAGAUUUAUUGGCAUAUUUGCAACGUAUUGCAUUGUAUUGCCAUCAAAUUCAAAUCACAUCGAAAGUCAAAGCUGAUGUGCAAAAUAUUAGCGGUGAAUUGAUUGUGUCUGGCUUGGACAGUGCCACCUCGUUGAUUCAAGCGGCCAAGAAUUUGAUGAAUGCUGUUGUAUUAACAGUUAAAUAUUCAUAUGUUGCAUCCACCAAGUACACCAGACAAGGAGUGGUUACGAAAAAAUCGCCGAUCGUUGUAUGGAAAAUGAAAGCGCCCGAAAAGAAGCCACUUGUACGCCCAGAAAAACCGGAAGAGGUUCGAGCCAAAGUAAGGAAAGGAUCUCAGAAAAAAGUGCAAAAUCCAAUCCAUGCCCUCUCCGAAUUCCAGAGUCCAAACGAUGCAGUUUAAGCUGUUACAUUUUAACAUGAGCGUUUUCUUCCUCAACCUCCAAUCCGUUUUCUAUUUUACCUCUUUUUUUACCAAGAAAAAAAGACAUUUAAUUUUCCCUCUUCACGCAAAGGAUAUAUUCCGUUCAUAAUUCAUAAUCGAUAAAUGAUGUGAAAUAAAUCUUAUGUUAAGAAUGAAUCUGUAAGCAUUGCCAAAAUUUAUCAUUUUUUUUUUUCAAUUGAACAAUUUUUGUUCAUACACUGAAAUAAUUUAUCAAAUAUUUAAUAGAAAUGCAAUCGAUUAAGAGUAGACAGAAGGAAAUCUCUUCUAGCAAUUUUGCUCAUUUCAAUGAAACGAAUACAAUCAUGAAACAGAAGUUGAUCACAUUACCUUUUUUUUUGUCCGAACUGGUAUUAUUAGAUUUUGGCGUAAGAGUAUAUUCACAAGAUGGUGAAAUUAAAGCAUAUUCAAAAAGCAAAUUCAUUUUUUUGCUUAACAUAGAGUAGAUUGUCUGAAACAUUUAACACCAUAAGAGGAGUUAAUUAAAUUCUUUAUUUCAUCCAUUUGCGAAUUAAUGAUUUUUUUUAGUAUUGUGACAGAAAGAAAAAGUAGCGUAAACAUAAACAAGAAAUUCUGAGUAUUUUUUCCUCUUCUUUUUUUACAUACUAUUAUACAGUUAAAUUAGGAUAGGAUAUUGGAUUUUACACCGAUUCGAUUGAAAUGAAAACGAAAAUGACAAAAAAAAACACUGUGUGAAGAGUCCCAACAAAUUUAUUUAUUUGCUUUAUUUUACAAGACAAACAUAGUAAAUGAACAGUAUUGCAACGAAUACGAUGAUAAUCGAUUAAUUUUUAUAUCGAACUUUUUUCAAUGUUUUAACAACAACAAAAAGACAAAAAUAUUAGCGAUAAACAAUGAACAUGCAUUCCCUCAAUUCAGCAUUUAAUACAAAUUCACGUAUUAACGAAGAACAAAACGAAAAAAAAAUAAUGAACGAAAGAAUUAUAAUAGACGAAGGAGCGAGAGAGGAAAUUUUUAAGGAAUUUAAUGCGGCACACAAGUAAUAAUUCGAUGCGUAUUGAACGUCCAUACAGCCAGAAAAUUUGCAGCAGCUAUUGAGCUCUUUGUCAGCUCAUUUCGUAAUAAAUAUUGAAUUGAUAUUAUAAAAAUAAUAUAAAUAUUGCCAAAUAUAUAUUUAAAAGGGUAAUGACAUGAAAUUAGGAAAUUCAGAGAGGCACCGUUCUUAUUUAGUCGAUGUCUUUUGGUAUUUUAUCUUCGCACAAAGUACAUCCCAUUAAAUUCCCCGAACUAAUUAUUACAAACUCCACAAACCAUGAAUUGAAACUAAUAAAAAAAAAUAGUAAAUACAUAUUAAUAGCCAUUUUUGCCAAAUCGUCGGACUUAAUAAGACACGUGUCUCUCUAGAAGAUCAUUCACAUGAAACAAACUAGAAAAAAAAUUCAAAAAGAUAUUCAACGAUUUGAAAAUAAUAAAAAAAAAAUUCGUAUACAUGUAUAUUAUAUUUUGUUUGUUUCAAAUCACAAAGACAAUGAAGAUGGUUGGUCUUAUGAUAGUUUGCAUGACAGAAUGCAAAUUAUGUUUGCACUACCGUUAAUAAUAUUUAUAGAGAAAAAAAAUGUGUCGAAUGAAUUAAAUAUUUGGAAUGCAAAUCUAUUGACAAUGAAAGAAUUAUAUUUAAUUGAAGAAAAAUAAUUAAAUAUUAUUAGUUGUUAGAGAGGUAAAAUGAUAUGGUAAAAAAAAAAUAACUU